This is a messenger RNA of Paramormyrops kingsleyae, 5816 nucleotides long. It is a transcript of the gene calcr, whose product is annotated as calcitonin receptor. Gene Ontology annotation, cellular component: plasma membrane; axon. NCBI's taxonomy places the organism in Eukaryota, Metazoa, Chordata, Actinopteri, Osteoglossiformes, Mormyridae. The record is from RefSeq and is a predicted model, not a curated record. Gene Ontology annotation, biological process: cell surface receptor signaling pathway; adenylate cyclase-activating G protein-coupled receptor signaling pathway; positive regulation of cytosolic calcium ion concentration. Gene Ontology annotation, molecular function: calcitonin receptor activity.
UAGUGCGCGAAAUGCAAGGCGCUUUAGAUGCGCUGGGAUUACAGUGUAACGGCGCUCGGCAUCGAUCCUCCGCAAUUAUCAUCCGAAGGUCAUAUUGAUGAAGCGCUUGUUAGGAAGUCGUCUCUGUAGAUACUUAGCAUCCAGCUCUGCUUUGCGUAAUUCUUAGUUUUCCAUUAAGUGGACUUGAUUCUUUGGGACACGAUCAGAAAAAAAAUAGGCAAAAAAAAAAAAAAAACCGCCAGCUAUUAAAAUGAUUUGAGACGAUGGAUUUCUGUUGCAGAAGAAACUCUUCGUGGUCUUUCUUCUAGCAAGAUAGUUGACCUGCUUCAACUAUUAAACUAUAUCAACAUCGGACUGACUGGGGACUUUGACGUUUAAAUUAUACUAAGAUAAACUUGGGAUUUACCAAAAUGAAAUUAAAAAGUACCCACUGGCUUUUGAUACCAUUCAUACUGAUUACAGCCAGUGACGCGACGGAAACAAAUGAAAAGCCCACGCGGGACACGACUCCGAAACCGACGCCGAUCCACACAAACGGCAAAGUGCAAGAAAUAAGUGACGCUCAAUAUAAAUGUUUGCAGCAGAACAGCGACACACCAGUCAACAGGACAGGGACGUUCUGCAAUCAAACAUGGGACGGGUGGUUUUGCUGGAAGGACACGCCGGCAGGAACGUACGCGCAUCAGGACUGCCCGACUGUGCGAGAAAAAGUGACAAAAUAUUGUGAUGAAUCAGGCAAUUGGUUCCAAGAUCCCAUAUAUAAUAAAACCUGGGUGAACUGCGUUGCUCAGUCCAAGGACAUAUUAAAGAGAGUGAUGAUGCACGGCUCACCAGGAAGGAACGCGGAGCCCACCAUCGAAUCGCUCGUCAGCCCUGUUGUCACGCAGAAGGUCGAGGAAAGGAAAAAAAUCACCGAUGGCCAGUAUAAGUGCUUCGAGAAAAUGAACAGGGAUCAGCCUUAUAACAAAUCAGGUAUGUAUUGCAAUCGAACCUGGGACGGAUGGCUCUGCUGGGACGACACGGCCGCCGGGACAUACACGUCACAGAACUGCCCCAAUUAUUUCCCAGAUUUUGACUCCACCGAAAAAGUAACAAAAUAUUGUGAUGAGACAGGAAACUGGUUUCGACACCCCGAGACUAACAGGACGUGGUCCAAUUACACCCUCUGUGUUUUACACACAAAAGAGAAAGUCAAGAUGGCGUUCAUACUCUACUACAUGGCCAUAGCUGGUCACACCUUAUCCAUUGCAUCACUUCUCGUUUCCCUAGCAAUAUUCUUCUACUUCAGAAGCCUGAGUUGCCAAAGGAUAACACUGCACAAGAAUUUGUUUUGCUCCUAUGUCCUGAACUCGGCAUUUACCAUCGUGAACCUUGUCGCGGUCGUGGGAAACCCCAAGCUGGUGGAGAGCAAUCCUGUUGGCUGCAAGGUGUUGCACUACUUCCACAUGUACAUGUUGGGGUGUAACUACUUCUGGAUGCUGUGUGAGGGGAUUUACCUGCACACCCUCAUCGUCGUGGCUGUGUUUGCUGAAGAGCAGCACUUACACUGGUAUUACCUCCUAGGCUGGGGUUUUCCCUUGGUGCCUGCAUCCAUCCAUGCUGUUGCGAGGAAAAAAUAUUUCGACGACAACUGCUGGAUGAGUGUGGAGACGCAUUUGCCCUACAUAAUACAUGGGCCCAUCAUGGCAGCCCUAUUGGUCAACCUGUUCUUUCUGCUGAACAUCGUGAGGGUGCUGGUGACCAAGCUGCGGGACACCCACCGGGCCGAGUCCAACAUGUACAUGAAGGCUGUGAGGGCCACACUGAUCCUGGUGCCAUUAUUGGGGAUUCAGUUCGUCAUCAUACCCUGGAGACCAGAGAACAGGCUUGCUGGCGAGGUGUUUGACUACAUAAUGCACAUACUGAUGAAUUACCAGGGGUUAUUGGUGGCGACGAUAUUUUGCUUUUUCAAUGGAGAAGUGCAGGCCGUGCUGAAAAGGCAGUGGAUGCAGUACAAGGCGCAGUGGGGCCAGCGCCGGCGUGAGCACUGCUCCAUGCGCUCCACCUCCUACACCACCACGUCCAUCACCGAGAUGCCUGCCUUCGUGUUCCACCACGACUGCACCAGCGAACACUUGAACGGGAGACACUUGGAGGACUCGGAGCUGGUGGCGCUCAAAUCUGGGGAGGCGUAUGCCUGACAGGGAUGGUCGUGCCUGGGGAGAUGAUGAUGAUGACGAAGAAGGAACGCGGCUCCGGCGAAGCCCCACAUCGCUAACAAAAAGGCCCAUUCCACACCCAAGCUGUUAUGUUAGGUGUCCCGCGCCUGUGACUCCUCAACCCAGGGGAGAUUAACUUAACGCUUCAUUACAUUGCUGCUGCUUUCCAAAAUAGGUGCUACAUGCUAAGUGUAGCCUAUCUUUAGCUGCUAGUCCCAGGCCCUCGUGGGCUGAUCAUGCACCAGUGCUACUGCCGUGCAGAUACCAAAGUGCGUGACGAUCGCUAGACUGGGACGUCGUUUGUCGGUACUGAGCCAAACACGGAAGGAAUCGCAGCAUGAUGGAUCACGCUGCUUUCCGUUGAUGAGGAGGUCGCCUUCUCUGGUGCCUAAGCUCUUGGGUCUUCGACCUGAUCAUUCAGCAUACGAUAUUCUUUUUAGCGCCGAUUUCGUUGCUUUCUAAUGAUUGUCGUCUAUGUCACGAAGGCUUUUUGCUGCUUCAUUGUUUCCGCACAGCUGUGGACACGGUUUUCCUGUCACGUAAGAGGCAUAGCAGCAGAAGGAAAGAUUUUGAGGGACAUUUUAGAUUAAAAAAAAAGACUACUGAUUAAAAAAAUACAUAAAAUCCGAGUAAACAAAAUAGCACAGGAAUGAGUUAGCUGUACAUUUAUAUUGAAUAGGCAUUUGCUAUUCGUUUGAAACUACAGUUCAGUUUUUGCAUUUUCUUUGGAAUUUUGUUUUCAGAAAUGUUAUUGUUGUGGUUUAAUGAAUGGAGACAUUUGUGAUCGUGCUUGUAUGUUUUCUUGCAUUUUUUUUGUAUGAGUUAUUUUCUUUUGGCUGGCACUUAAUUUCUAAAUAAGCUAGCUGUGAUGUAUAUUCACAUCUCCAUUAUUUGUCAUCUGACAUUCAUUAUUUGUAAAGACUCUUAAGUAUUUCAGAAAUCUAAAGGCAAAAAGGAACAACAUGACUGAGUUUGAAUGGCUGCAGUGUAUUUUUCCAGAUCUUUGUAAAAUGAAUUGUUAAUUUAAUAGUUAUAGCUUGACACCACGAGUUAUAGACUAAAACGUCUACAAAAACUACAGAAGAUUUCAAUGAAAUGUCGAAGAUAUUUGUUGCAUAUGAGCUUUAUACAAGUAGGCCUUUUAGAUAUAAGUUUGCACUGAAUUACAUCCUGUUUUGCUUAGAGUAUAGGAACUACAAUUUCUUUUAAAGUGUACAGAAUUCACAAAAAUGGAUGAAUAUUAGUUAUUAUGCAUAAAAAAUCUUUUUUAUUUUUUAUAAUUCUGAUAUUUAAUUAGUAACCUUUACCAAAUUCCACAAAAUUUCUGAAACAGGAUACAUAUAUAACUGCAAAGUAUAAAAUCUUGUUUGAUGGGAUGAUGUGAAAGCUGCAUUCUCAUUACAUACCAUAAUGUGCGCAAUGACUUCUUUUCAGUUGGCUUCUCUCUUUCUCCCAGUGGAUUUGCAAAGGCCAUAUCUUCCCAAACACGAAGCAGUAAUCCCUUUUUUAAAACAGAAGAAUGAUUACACAGAGGCGUGAAUAAAUUUUAAUCCAUUCAUUAUUACAAAGAAAAAACAUUGUCACUCAGAAGAACCUUUAGAUAAAAAAAAGUAUAAUGUAACUGUAACAGUUAUGUAAUACCUUAAAAGUACAAUGAAAUCUCUAAAGAGAUCAAUAUUGCCACCGACCUGCCUAAGGGCGGGGUACCAAACUUUUGGUACAAAAAAAUCGGUACUGCCCUUUUUCUAUUAAUUUCCAAAGUACCAAACCAGCAGGGGAACAUGUUUAGUACUUUGGGGCGAGACUAGCAAACGUGUUUAUUGUAAAAAUACACUAAAUACAACCAUCAUCUUGAAAAAGUGUAUUUCAGAGCCAGAAAACAAUGAUUAACAAAGAAAAAAGAUAAGCAAUGACAAUGGAUGUAUGGACAAAGGAGGAGACCCAUGCUUAAAUUGUGAUCUGUUUGGAAGAACAGAUUCACAGGAGAUCUGGAUGGCAUGACAAGAAUAGAAAGUUAUUUGCUAAAAUAGCCGACUGUAUGGAAUAAAUGGGACAAACGCAAAACAGUGCUGCUUGACAAUUUAAACAUUCAAGCAGGAUUACUGUAGGCCAUAGAGAAAUUAAAGGCCACAAUAACAAAUAUGGCAUCAGUCACUAAUGAUGUCAUUCUGUGCCAAUACCAACUGAGACUAACACAAAGAGUACCAUGGAUUUUGGUACUGGUUUGAAGUACCAAAAGUUCGGUAGCAGUGGAAGACUGCCCUAAGUGUCUCAAGACAGUUACAUCCGAAUGUUAAAGAAGUUAAAGUUUUUUUGUAUAUUGAUUGCUGACUAAGACACAUUUUCAUCAAUCAGUAAAUCAAUCAAUCAAUCAAUCAAUCCGUUGCACUCACUAACUCUCCCAUUGACUGGACACUCCAGCAGAAGCUGUGCUCCUGGGGGUGACUAAUUAAAAUUCGACUGUCAUGUAGGCAUUUAUUAUAAGCAGAGUUAUGAGGACCACAGAAUCCCAGUAAAAACACAACUGCUGGCACAAUGUAUGUGACACUAAGACACUUCCAUCAUGCUAUGUUUCUUUUUCAAAUUGACCGACAUGAUUCGAAGCACUGGAUGGAAAAAUAAUUACAGGUCCUAUGAGUUAGCGAUUAAACUUAUAUACUACACGCCCGAAGUAAACGCUAAAUGAAUACAAAAUGCCUUAGCACCGUGUUUAUAUAUAGGCCUAUAUUUUAAAUCCAUCUGGUAGCCGACAGCAUGUGGAGAGGAAUGAAAGUGAUUCAGAUGCAGCUUAAUGAACACAAACCCCACCAACCGGCACAGUGCCCGGAACAGCCACCUUUGUGGGUCAGACUCUGCUCUGAUGGCACUUCUAACAGCAUAACAGUGAUAUUUUUGGUACUUCUGUUGAAUCUGUUUACCAUUUCUACCUACAGGUGCAAGACUAAACAAACACCCCUUUUCCAUCCUGUGUCAUCUCUGUACGUUCCCCGAAAACACAACCCUGCUCUUAAAAUAUUUAAACAGGGCAGAACCUAUCAGUGUUUCACACUUAGUCUAAGUAUUUAAUUAGAUGUGUGACUAGGGGCAUUCUUAUGUAAAUACCUUGGCUAUUUUUACCCAAGAAAAGAUACAGGCAUUCCACAGAAACAUCCAUCCAUCCAUCCAUCAUCUCUUAUCCUGGUGAAGGUUGCAAAUUCUUUAGAAACAUCCAAACUACAAAUAUCAUGCAUUUCUACAUCUGUGUCUAGAACUCAGAUAAAAUGCCAUUUGAUAUAAUCAUUUUAGUAUCGCAGUAAUAUAUGAAGCAUUAAUUUACACAGAGAUCCAAAGUCACUUUUUGGUUUGAUAAUCAUUCAAAUGCAAAAAAGAAACACAAACACACACACACACACACACAGCACGACCACCUUAACCUGUACCCAGCCCUAAAAAAACUGAGACCACAGCACAUUUUUUUGUUUCACUCAUUUUUCAAUCUAUGGAUGUGCAUCUGUGAGUAAUAUUAUUAUUAUUAUUUUUUUAAAUAUAAACUUCAACCUGACUCUUCCCCGCUUCUCAUUAAUGAAGGGCUUCUUCCUUGCUUUAUGGGACUUCAGUCCUGCUUCUAGGAGCCUGAUA